Molecule: messenger RNA, 1563 nt
Organism: Myotis lucifugus (little brown bat)
Lineage: Eukaryota; Metazoa; Chordata; Mammalia; Chiroptera; Vespertilionidae
Product: probable ATP-dependent RNA helicase DDX52
Exons: 12
Coding region: 16-1542 (508 amino acids)
Biological process (GO): maturation of SSU-rRNA
Cellular component (GO): 90S preribosome
Molecular function (GO): RNA helicase activity; nucleic acid binding; ATP binding
Source: RefSeq, a predicted model, not a curated record
UGUUUGUGUGAAGGUAUGGCCUGUUUGCUACACCCUAGAAUGUUGCACUUAAAAUCUUUUAAUUUAUUAAAAAUUAUUUUAGAAAUUACUUCAGAAGAAGAAGGUUCUACCAUACAGUGGAUAUCAUCUGUGGAAGCAAAGAUUGAAGAUAAAAAGGUUAAAAAAGAAAAUAAACUAACUUCAGGAAAGUUGGAGCUUAUCAGAAAAGAAAAGAUAAACUUCUUGCGGAAUAAACACAAAAUUCAUAUCCAAGGAACUGAUCUUCCUGACCCAAUUGCUACAUUUCAGCAACUUGAACAAGAAUAUAAAAUCAAUUCUCGACUGCUUCAGAACAUUCUAGAUUCAGGUUUCCAAACACCUACACCAAUCCAAAUGCAAGCCAUUCCAGUUAUGCUGCAUGGUCGAGAACUUCUGGCUUCUGCUCCUACUGGUUCUGGAAAGACUUUGGCUUUUAGCAUUCCCAUUUUAAUGCAACUGAAACAACCCACAAAUAAAGGCUUCAGAGCCCUGAUUAUAUCACCAACACGAGAACUUGCCAGCCAGACUCAUCGAGAGUUAGUAAAAAUAUCUGAGGGAAUGGGAUUCAGAAUACACAUGAUCCACAAAGCAGCAAUUGCAGCCAAGAAAUUUGGAUCAAAAUCAUCUAAGAAAUUUGAUAUUCUUGUAACUACUCCAAAUCGACUAAUCUAUUUAUUAAAACGAGAUCCUCCAGGAAUAGACUUAACAAGUGUUGAAUGGCUGGUAGUAGAUGAAUCAGAUAAACUAUUUGAAGAUGGCAAAACUGGGUUCAGAGACCAGCUGGCUUCUAUUUUCCUGGCCUGCACAUCCCACAAGGUCAGAAGAGCUAUGUUCAGUGCAACUUUUGCAUAUGAUGUUGAGCAGUGGUGCAAACUCAACCUGGACAAUGUCAUUACUGUGUCCAUUGGAGCAAGGAAUUCUGCAGUAGAGACUGUAGAACAAGAACUUCUCUUUGUUGGAUCUGAAACGGGAAAACUUCUAGCUAUGAGAGAACUUAUUAAAAAGGGUUUCAAUCCACCUGUUCUUGUUUUUGUUCAGUCCAUUGAAAGGGCUAAAGAACUUUUUCAUGAGCUCAUAUAUGAAGGUAUUAAUGUGGAUGUUAUUCAUGCAGACAGAACACAGGAACAGAGAGAUAACACAGUCCAAAGCUUCCGAGCAGGAAAAAUCUGGGUCCUUAUUUGUACAGCCUUGCUAGCCAGAGGGAUUGAUUUUAAAGGUGUGAACUUGGUGAUCAACUAUGACUUUCCAACAAGCUCAGUGGAAUAUAUCCAUAGGAUCGGUCGAACUGGAAGAGCAGGGCAUAAAGGAAAAGCUGUUACAUUUUUCACUGAAGAUGAUAAACCAUUAUUAAGAAGCGUUGCCAAUGUUAUACAGCAGGCCGGAUGUCCUGUUCCAGAAUACAUAAAAGGUUUCCAAAAACUAUUAAGCAAACAAAAGAAAAAAAUGAUUAAGAAGCCAUUGCAAAGGGAGAGCAUUAGUACAACUCCAAAAUACUUCUUAGAAAAGGCUAAGGAUAAACGGUAAGUAAAUGGUGAGAAAAUUAAC